CAAGAUUCCGCUGGGCUAGAGGGUGGAGGCAGCCAUAUUGAGAACUUCCGGAAUCGCCAGGUCCCACUGUAAACGCCGUAACUCAAGUGCAAGCAAGCCAAAGCUCUACCACAGACUCGCCUCCCCAACAGCCACAGAAUGACUACCAUGAAUCCAGAGUAUGACUAUUUAUUUAAGCUUCUUCUCAUCGGCGAUUCGGGAGUGGGCAAGUCCUGCCUGCUGCUCAGGUUUGCGGAUGACACCUACACGGAAAGUUACAUCAGCACAAUUGGUGUGGACUUUAAAAUAAGGACGAUAGAACUCGAAGGAAAGACCAUUAAGUUGCAGAUCUGGGACACGGCGGGGCAGGAGCGGUUCCGUACCAUCACGUCCAGCUACUACCGGGGGGCACAUGGCAUCAUUGUUGCCUACGACGUCACAGAUCAGGAGUCAUUCAACAAUGUCAAGCAGUGGCUUCAAGAAAUUGACCGUUAUGCCUGCGAGAAUGUCAACAAGCUCCUGGUUGGUAACAAGUGCGACCUCACGACAAAGAAGGUGGUUGACUACACGACAGCGAAGGAGUUCGCGGACCAGCUGGGCAUUCCCUUCUUAGAGACGAGUGCCAAGAAUGCCACAAACGUGGAACAGGCAUUCAUGACAAUGGCGGCCGAGAUCAAGAACCGCAUGGGCCCCCCAACAACAGAGGCAAACCUGCGAUCUGGUGACGGCAAGAUCAACCCGGGAACGCCCGUCCAGCCUCGCAGCUCCGGAUGCUGCUAAUUCGAAAGACUAGCCCCCCUUCCCCCUUCCCCCUUUCCUCCUACAUCUAAUACCCACAGUUCCAGAGGGAGACCUCCCAGCCUCCUCCUCCUUGCCUCUUGCUCCCCCUCCCUCCAUCUCGUCCUCCAGCGAGGGAGACAACAAGGAUGUACACACAAUGCAGACAUGACACAUAAGUGGGCACACACCGAGAAGGCUUGCAGCUGCCACUGGGAUGUGCGAAGAUGAGAGCAGGAGCUACAACUGGUCCACGUGUUUCCUGGUCCUGCCUACUUUCCUUCCUCUGCUGCUUUCUGUGUAGCGCCUCCUCUCCCAUUCCUUUUUCUUGUUGGAUAAUGUUGGCACAUGAGUGACCCGUGUUCCUCCUGUCUCGUCCCCUUGCGUUUUUGGGCUGCUCUACAAAGAACCUCUUGCACUCGAUGCACCUACAUGUAGAGCUGUUGCUACUGCUGCCUACGCACAGCUUUACCGUGCAGUCCUCACCGUAUUUAGGUUUGACACCGCGAUCAGUCUCCUGCCCCUCUUCAUAUUGGCUACCUUUUUUUUUUUUUUUCAAAAUAUAAAGUUAACUAUUCUUGUGUAUGUAUGUUAAUAUGUUGCUUUGUCAUUUGCCAUAUGCCUGUGACCUCGCUCUGACACAUUGCCCACACUUUCCUGAACUCUUGUGGGCUUGAAGUUCAAGCCAAGGUUGUUUUUACAUUCUGUUCAGAGUCUAAAGUCAUGAACUUGGCUGAUGACCGGCUUGAUGUUUGGAUUAUUCCUUGUGUUUUGUUGGUCCUGUCCGCGCCAUGCAAUUCGAGUUGCUGCUCAAAGUAUGGCAGAAGGCUCAUUGUGAAUGUAUGCCUUAAACUGUUUGUUGUUCGAGCCAUUAAAGUGUUUCACAUGCAUGGUCCACCUAGAACUUGUGCAUUGUGGGAGUGCUCCAGCUAACAUGUUGUGUCUUGCAUAAGUAAUAUCACCAUCUCUUCCUUGGAAAGCAGUAGAGGGGAGGGACUCGGGGUACAGUUAACAUUCUGUAGCCACGUAAAUUGCAUUCUGACAUUUUGAAGAGUGCAGGGGAACUUGGUGCAGAAGUGCAGCAGUGGUUAGCGUGCUAGAUCAAAUGUUUUGUACCGAGUCGCGAGACCUUGGGAAUGCUAGUGUACACAUUUUUUCUAUGGGACGAAGUUGAGGAGUUCACCUUGGUUGGAGGGGGGCUACAAGGGGGAAUAAGUGCACGCAUUGGGGAACAGUGUUGGGGAACUGGGCCUGGGUUUUCAAACCUUGGGUUAGUCAAAUUGCAGGCUACGAAUGGACUGGCGUCAACCCAAAGCCACUCGAAUGGACGAUAAUUCUUUGGACGUGCCACGUCCAGAGUCUUGCUCUUUUAAUCUGCCGUAGCAUUCCACGUGUACACAAACAUGACGAGCAGGGACUUCGUCAACGUGCAGGGUCGGAGGCUGGGAACUUUGCUGCGACCGUGUUGAACCUUGCGAGAACGUGGGACGACGUUGCCGCGGGUACACGGUGCGCGUGCUAUUUCACCCCGCAGCAGAAGCAGCGAAAUCGGGACUAACGGCAGGCGACAAUAACAAAGUGCACUGUUUACUUUGGCUUGCGCCACUGCCUGGUUUGACCGAGGCUGGGGCUUUUUUCUGCCGGCAUGCGCUGGUCACGCUGGUUCGAGUCGUGAAGGGCUGUCUUCUAUUAGCAAUUCUUUUUUUUUUUUCUGUUGGAAUGCCUGUAUUACUGCUUUACAUUUAUAUAUAUAUAUAAUUAUAUGCUGUAUAUGGCAAUGACCACCUCCACAUGUACAUAAGAAAGGCGUAGGCUGUCUGUUGUGAGCUCUGUUCCUUCUCCCAGAGCUUGUGCUGGUUUUUAAUGCAGUUUGUUUUACUUCUUGAUUUGUUUUGUCUUCUUCGAUUGCAAAGUUCUUCAGUGACCAGUCCAGGACUGGAGCCCUGCUGCAACCUUCGUUCUCAAAAGGGAUUUGACCGUCCUGCCAAAUUCAGAAGCGGCAAGGAAGUUAGCGAGGUGCCGAGUGUAUGUUGCUAGGAGUGGCACGGUUUUUUUUUCUUUGUAUGCAUGCGUUGCAUGGUGUUACCACAUUAGCCGAAGGAAGAAAAGGGUUUUUGUUUCUACAGUUGUGGCACUUUGCCACUAGCAUUAUUUUUAUUCUUUCAAAAUUUUUUUUGUCAUUGCAACUGUGGGUUUGAUGGGGCUGCAAGACUUGCCUGUGAGCUUCCCUCGCUGUCACUGUGUGAGCGAGGGUCUUUUUUUUUUUUUUUUUUUUCCUGUUCCUCCGGACGCUUUUGUGCUCGGCCAGUCGAACGUGAGAGGUGUAUGAUUUAGUGUAUAUUUGAAGCGUAUUAAAAGAAAUCUCUUUGUUGGGC
Dermacentor andersoni is the source of this 3131-nucleotide messenger RNA. It is a transcript of the gene Rab1, whose product is annotated as RAS oncogene family member Rab1. Gene Ontology annotation, molecular function: GTPase activity; GTP binding. The record is from RefSeq and is a predicted model, not a curated record. NCBI's taxonomy places the organism in Eukaryota, Metazoa, Arthropoda, Arachnida, Ixodida, Ixodidae.